AAGAUUAACUCAUCUUAGUCCAAAUUCUACAGUAAUACGGUCGAUUGGUGACAGCAUUAUUAUAUAAGAAGACUGCAUUUCCUGGAAUUUCAACGUAAGUUUUUCGACAUGACAUUUGGAUGCCGAAUCAUUUGGAUAUUGCCAAUUGUAUUGGCCUGCGCUGGGUUAUCUUCGGCUGGUCUGAAAACUAAGCACGAAUGGAAAUACGUCGACUACGUAUGGGAGAACGAUAAGCAAAAACAAGAUGCCAUCCACAUGGGGGUUUAUAACUACGCAACAAUCGUGAUAUUCGACCAUCAGCCACUGCCAGAUGGUCGACAAGUGAUAACAACUCCGAAAUUCUCCAACAACCCUGCUACGUUAUCGAUAGUUUCCAAUAAAAUCGGUGACGGUGGUCCGUUGUUGGCUCCCUACCCAGAUUGGAGCUGGCAUAAAGCAUCGGGAGACUGCUCCGGCAUCACGAGCGUUAACAGAGCAGUCAUCGAUAAGUGCAACAGAUUGUGGAUCGUCGACUCUGGUACAAUCGGAGACGAGCGGGUGUGCCCGGCAAAAAUUCUCGCCUUCGACUUGAAAAAUGAUAGGCUGGUAAAAGAAUUUCAACUCUCAGAUGAUCUGAUGCGCAGUCCUUACAAUAAUUACAAAGGACUGCUCGAAGUACAAAUCGUAGAAUCGUCUGCCGACGCCUGCGAUACAUACUGGGUGUAUAUCGCAGAUGGGCGGAGUUAUGGUGUAGUAAUUUACGAUGGAAUGGACGCGUGGCGAAUCGACGAAAAAGUCUUCUUCCCGACCAAACAAGGCUCGCAAUUCAGUAUUGCUGGAGAAAAUUUUACUUUGGAAGUUGGACCUUCUGCCUUUUUGAUAACCCCAGACGGAUUUUUAAAAGAGCCCUACAUGAUUUUUAAAAGCCUAUCCAACUUCAAAUCGUGGGCGGUUACUUUGAGGGAGUUGCACAGUUCUAAGUGUGGGAAUGAAGUCAACCUCUACGUCUCCAAUUACACAGGAUCGAGUCAAGAAGCAGGGAAGGGUUAUUCAAAAGAUGGCGUCCUCGUAACUGGUUUCGCUCAGCCAAGGCAACUCGUGUGUUGGAAUCUACAGUACCCUCUGGAAUCAGAAUACGUCGGUGUUCUGGCGCAGAAUGACACUACCUUGCAGUACAUUAACAGCGUCAAACUGAUCACGGAAAAUGGUUGUUCAAUCGAAAAACUUUCGGUCAUGACAAACAGGUUCCAGAAGUACAUACUGAAGACUAUGGAUUUCACGGAAGUUAACUUUAGAGUUAUGACGGCUGACUUCAAUGCCCUCGUCAAAGGCACCGUGUGCGAGCCGACAGGUCGCCCUGUAGUUGUAAAUAGUAUAGUGGAAAAGGAAUACUUACCUCUAUAGGUUACGUAAGCCUGUCUCCAACAUGGAGUUCCUUGUUCCUCUUUGUGUUCUUAAAAUAGUCCAAUAGCUCGGAACACGAGAUUUAUGUAUUCGACAGAUAUAUUGAAACAUUGAAAUAUACAUUGGUUGAAGAAUCGUA
Messenger RNA from Neodiprion fabricii, 1522 nucleotides. RefSeq names its product major royal jelly protein 1-like. Gene Ontology annotation, cellular component: extracellular region. Bases 109 to 1383 code for a protein of 424 amino acids. The transcript is spliced from 6 exons. NCBI's taxonomy places the organism in Eukaryota, Metazoa, Arthropoda, Insecta, Hymenoptera, Diprionidae. The record is from RefSeq and is a predicted model, not a curated record.